This is a messenger RNA of Pogonomyrmex barbatus (red harvester ant), 2058 nucleotides long. Its product is annotated as mediator of RNA polymerase II transcription subunit 15-like. NCBI's taxonomy places the organism in Eukaryota, Metazoa, Arthropoda, Insecta, Hymenoptera, Formicidae. Gene Ontology annotation, molecular function: transcription coregulator activity. The record is from RefSeq and is a predicted model, not a curated record. Gene Ontology annotation, biological process: regulation of DNA-templated transcription.
AAAUAAUUAAUACAUAAUCAUGGCCACGGACGAUUCAUGGAAAACGCAAAAUUUCCGGCAGAGCGUAAUCGCGAAAAUAGAUGAAGCUAUACAAGUAUCGGGGAUGCCUACAUCAAAGAACAGCAUUGAAAUGGAGAAUCAUGUCUUCCAAAAAGCGAAAUCUAAAGAAGAAUACUUGGGUUUUGUCGCCAGAUUAAUUCUUCAUGUUCGAGAAAUGAAUACCAAGAAAGGUGCGGCUGGUAAUGCACCAGGUAAUACUGGUACUAACAAUCAAGGUAUGCCCGAUCCAAUUGGUGCCCUUCAGACAUUAGCGCGUCAGGGCACGGGAAAUAAUCAAAUGAUGGGCAUGGGUGGUCCAGGUCCUAAUCAUCAGGGUAUAAUUCCACAACCAUCUGCAACUAAUCUUUUGCAAAACUUAAAUCAACGACCUGGACAACCAAUGAAUAUGGCUGGCAUGCAGAACAAGAUGCCAGGUAUGGGUAUGAUGCCGUCGCAAACUGGUGGUCCAAUGAAUCAUAUGGGCCCGAUCCAAACUAUGCAGAAUAAUCCCAUGUUAACACAAAUGAACCAGAUGGGACAAGGAAAUAUUCCUCAACAAAUGAAUCAAAUGGUGCCUGGGCAAAUGGGCCAAUUAGCGGCUGGACAAAUGCAACAAAAUAUGCAGUCUCAGAUGCAGAAUCAGUUACCAGGUCAAAUGAAUAAUCAAAUUACGGGACCAAUCGGCAAUAUACAGACUAACAUGCCACAACAAAUGAAUCAAAUUGGUCCUGGACAAUUAGGUCCCGGUCAAAUGCAGCAACAGUUAAAUCAUAUUCAAAGAAAGCCGGGUGAAAUGAUGAACACUGGAUUUCCUGGUCCUCGUAACGUUACGCCUAAUCAAUUCUUGAGGCAGAGUCCGUCUCCUUCAGCUCCAAGUCCAGCUGGUUUAGGAGCACCAUCAAGCAAUCAGAUGGUAGCUUCGCCUGCUCUAGUGCCCUCACCAAGUCCCCAACAUGCCAUCAUGACAGGACCAUCACGUUCUGUGAACUCUGUAGGUAUGGCACCAUCUCCGAGUAGUUCAUUAAAUACUCCUGGGGGAGUAGGCGCUACACCAAGUCCUCAGCAAGAAGAUCAAGCUUAUAGAGACAAAGUUAGACAAUUGAGCAAAUACAUAGAGCCAUUGCGAAGAAUGAUUGCUAAGAUGAGUAGUGAAGGAAAUGUCGAUAAGCUUAGCAAGAUGAAAAAACUUUUGGAAAUUCUCUCGAAUCCUAGCAAACGUAUGCCAUUAGAUACAUUGAUAAAAUGUGAAGUUGUCUUGGAAAAGUUGGAUUUCAAGAGAGGAGACAGCAGUGUAGGACCACCAGUAACGACAUUAAAGGAGCAUCAAAUUUUCAGUCCAUUGUUGGAAGCCGUAAGCGCACAUCUCCAAAGUCCAGUAAUCAAUCAUACUCUGCAACGCACUUUUGGACCUUGUUUGGAUGCCUUGUUUGGGCCAGAAAUAAAAAAUUUGCCACCACCUUUGAAGAAGCAGAAGAUAGAGGAAUCAUCCAGUGAAAUACCGGAUGUAUUACAGGGAGAAAUAGCUAGAUUGGACCAGCGGUUCAAAGUCAGUUUAGAUCCAGCGCAACAAAGUGGUUCAAAGUGCAUACAACUGAUAUGUUGGCUCGACGAUCGUCAUCUCCCAUGUGUUCCACCAAUCUCGGUUACAGUACCAGCAGAUUAUCCUUCGACACCACCUCGUUGUGUUAUGGCACCGCAUGAAUACGAUGCAACAACAUUCUUAUGUACAGUACAAAAAGCAUUGAAUGCCCGCAUUGAGAAACUUCCGCGUCGUUUCUCUCUUUCUCAAUUGUUGGACACAUGGGAGAUGAGUGUGCGACAAGCUAGCGCACCAAGGGAAACAUCUGUUACUGCCAGCACAGUCUUGAUGGGUUUACAAAUUGUAUAAAUAUUUGCUAAAAUUUAUAUAACUAAUAAUGUUUUUGAUUAUAGUGAGUUUGAACUAAUUCCAAAAUCGAUUACAUUGGAUAUGGAUAUCAUGAACUCAGUUUCGACUAAAAGCAAUAAAAGCAAUAAAAA